Prosopis cineraria is the source of this 1255-nucleotide messenger RNA. Its product is annotated as blue copper protein-like. The transcript is spliced from 3 exons. The record is from RefSeq and is a predicted model, not a curated record. Bases 4 to 963 code for a protein of 319 amino acids. Gene Ontology annotation, molecular function: electron transfer activity. NCBI's taxonomy places the organism in Eukaryota, Viridiplantae, Streptophyta, Magnoliopsida, Fabales, Fabaceae. Gene Ontology annotation, cellular component: plasma membrane.
CGCAUGGCUUGUAUCAGCAGUGACAAGAGAACUUUAAGAAGAAAGAAGACAAGCAUAAUGGCGAGAAGCAUGAAGGUGACGAUGAUCCGAGUGGCUAUUCUCGCUUUAUCGUUGUUUUCUUUCUCAGAAACCGUAGCAUCCCAGCAAGUGCUCGUUGUCGGAGGCAGAUUGGGGUGGACGAUUCCUCCGGCAGGCCCUGCACCCUAUGAUGCUUGGGCCGCCUCGCACAUCUUCAUUGUAGGAGACAUCCUCGUGUUCAACUUCACGAACGGGGACCAAGACGUGGCACGAGUGACUAGAGAGGCGUUCUUGAGAUGCAACACGACCAACCCCAUCGAAGUGAAGAAGACGAACCCUGCGAAUUUCACGUUGAACAGUACGGGAGAUUUCUACUUCACGAGCACAUUAGACAGGCACUGCGAGUCAGGUCAAAAGCUAGCAGUACACGUGUUAGCUUCUGGACCAUCGCCGAGCUCCCAGCCCAAACCCCGAGGACCACGAAACUUCACCGUCGGCGGCGACUUGGGAUGGAUCGUUCCUCCAGGUGGUGAAAUUGUCUACAAAUCUUGGGCUCGCACUAAAACUUUCAGAAUCGGAGACGCCCUUGAGUUCUUGUUCAUCAAUGGAACCCAAGAUGUUGCAGAGGUGAGGAAGGAAGAUUAUGAGAAAUGUCAGACAAAUAGCAGCAUAGCAGUUUACUCGAGUAGUCCGGUGAGGAUCGUGUUGAACACAACGGGGGAGCAUUUCUACACGAGCACAUACCUUGAUCACUGUGCCUUGGGACAGAAGCUAGCCAUUAACGUCACUUCCAAUACUUCUUCUUCUUCUUCCUCCUCCUCUGGGUCUGCUUUCUCUCCUGAAGGUGCUAUGCCUCCGUCUACCCCAGGAAGCUCAGCCACUAGGGUUGUCUCCGCAUAUAUGCCAGCCUUCGUAGUCAUUGCCUUGGCUUUCUUCCACUUUUGAUAUUGAUUGGUGAUACCACAGAAUUACAGAUUAUUUGACACGUGGAGGUUUCUUUUUGUUUUCUGCGUUUAUAUCAGGUGAGAUCACAUGUGUAUACUAUAUAGUUGUUGCAUUUACUUACAGUGAGAUUUUAGAUCCAUUCAUUGGAUUCAUCAUUUGAUUAUAAUUUAUUGUUACUAUGAUGUGUGUUUGGAUUUUGAAUAGGCCAGAUUGGCUACUCCUCCUUAUCUUAGAUGUAAUAAAUCCUGUGAUUCUACAUAUUAUAGAUAACAGAGUUAAUUUUUUCAUUGUA